Messenger RNA from Globicephala melas (long-finned pilot whale), 3277 nucleotides. RefSeq names its product pyrroline-5-carboxylate reductase 3 (gene PYCR3). NCBI's taxonomy places the organism in Eukaryota, Metazoa, Chordata, Mammalia, Artiodactyla, Delphinidae. Gene Ontology annotation, biological process: L-proline biosynthetic process. The record is from RefSeq and is a predicted model, not a curated record. Gene Ontology annotation, molecular function: pyrroline-5-carboxylate reductase activity.
AUUGGCGGCGCUGAGGGCGCGGGCGGGGCGCGGCGCGGGGCGGUGGCGAGAUGGCGGCGGCGGUUGCGGCGGAGUCUGGCCCGAGGCGCGUGGGCUUCGUGGGCGCCGGCCGCAUGGCGGAGGCCAUCGCGCAGGGCCUCAUCCAAGCAGGAAAAGUGGAAGCUCAGCACGUGCUGGCCAGCGCACCGACGGACAGGAACCUCUGCCGCUUCCGGGCCCUGGGCUGCCAGACCAGCCACUCCAACCGGGAGGUGCUGCAGAGCUGCUCGCUCGUCUUCUUUGCCACCAAGCCCCACAUCCUGCCGGCUGUCCUGGUGGAGGUGGCUCCUGUGGUCACCGCUGAGCACAUCUUGGUGUCUGUGGCUGCUGGGGUCUCCCUGAGCACCCUGGAGGAGCUGCUGCCCCCGAUGGCGCGAGUGCUGCGGGUCUCGCCCAACCUGCCCUGCGUGGUCCAGGAGGGGGCCAUGGUGAUGGCACGGGGCCGCCAUGCUGGCAGUGGCGAGGCCGGGCUCCUGCGGACCCUGCUGGAGGCCUGCGGGCAGUGCGAGGAGGUGCCCGAGGCCCAGGUGGACGUCCACACUGGCCUCAGCGGCAGCGGUGUGGCCUUUGUGUGUGCCUUCUCGGAGGCCUUGGCCGAAGGAGCCAUCAAGAUGGGCAUGCCCAGUGGCCUGGCCCACCGCAUUGCCGCCCAGACCCUGCUGGGCACGGCCAAGAUGCUUCUGCAGAAGGGGCAGCACCCGGCUCAGCUGCGGACUGACGUGUGCACGCCCGGCGGCACCACUAUCUAUGGGCUCCACGCGCUGGAGCAGGGCGCGCUGCGGGCGGCGGCCAUGAGCGCUGUGGAGGCUGCCACCUGCCGGGCCCGGGAACUCAGCAGGAAGUAGGGCGCAGGCACUGGGUGCAGGCCGUGGCCACCCCCCAGCCCCUUCCCGAGGACUCGGGUUCUCUCCAGCCUGCAGGCCAGUGGGGGAGCUGCUUGAGGUGUGGGAGGCUGGGUGGAGAACAGGUCCUGGCCAGCGGGGAUCACAGCGGGCUGUGGGCCCCUCUCCAGACCCUGAGCUCGCGGCCAGCGGCAGGUGGAGCUGGUCCUGAUGACCCUUCCUUGGGUCAAGGGUCCUGGAGGGUCCCAUGGCCUGGCCUCUGACUGCAGGAUUUGGUUCUUAGCAUGUCUGUGAAAGGACCAACAGGCCAGGAAAGCCAGCAACUUAGGGCCCUAAGCAAGGACGAGGUGCCUCUGGGUGCGGGGCAGACUACCUGCAGCCCAAGGCUCACAGGGGCCUCCCCACCCCACAUGGGCCCUAGUGCUGGAGCCCCUUCCUUCCACCCGCCAGCUGUGAGGCUCGCGGCAAAGUGAUCCCCGGGCUGUGAACAGGGCUUACACGGCAGCCUGCCCCUCACUGCCCGCACAGCGCUGAGCCCCCACCACUCCAGCCUUCAUGGGCGGCUGGCCCUCAGCCAGCGACUGUCCGUCUGACCCUGGCCCUUCCACCUGCUAGAAGGCUCAGCCUGAGUCCAUUUCGGCGCCUUUUCUUUCACUUUUGAACCGCGGCUGUCCUCUAGCACGGAGCAAGCAAUAUUUAACUGGAGGCUGGUCAAACCCAAUGCCAAGUGCCUGGAAGCACGUCUCUGGCAAGGCCCAGGAUACUGGCCCAGACUCGGAGCUGUGGGUGUAGGUGGUCUGGGCACAGGGCUUCCCAUCACGCGAGAGCUCUGCAAGGGUAGGCUCCCCCUGCCCCCGCCCAGCCCUCCAACCUCACCCUCAGCUGUACGUCCAUGGGUCCCCGCCACGUAUCUUCCAACAGAAUCCCUGAGGACCAGGCAGGGCUCGGCUUGGGGAGUGGAAGAUGCACCUCUGCCCAGCCCUGCCCUUAGGCGGUCACCUCCUGAAUGUGAGGUGCCCGGUGAGCCCAGCUGGUGAUGGCCCGUGACAGGAAAUGCCAGUUGAAGAGGGCCUGACCCAAGAACGGCAGCUUGGGGUGGGGGCGGGCAGGGUUGCAGCCCAGUCACUGGCCGGCCAAGUCCCUUCACCUUAUACUGCGAAGCUAAAAUUACUUUUCUCAGAAGCUGCUGGAUGUGAACUUUUUUCAUCAACGUUGUCCCUUUCCUGUACCCUCCCCACUUUUUCAAAUCAGGUGUUCUGGAUCCAAGCACUAGACAGUUACACAAAUAAGACUAGAACAGGGAUCAUGUGACGCUGGCGCAUCCAGCCUUUAUUAGAAAGCGUGCUGGGCCUAUCUGGCCGGCGACCUCUGCUGUCAGUGAGGUUGGCUGUGAAAGGGUCCCUCGACAGGGCAAGCACCCUUGCCCCCGGGGCUCUUGGGCCAGCAGGCUGGGGGUCCCAGGAGGCCCGAGCCCCUGCUGGAGGGUGCCCCAUUCCUCUCACCCCGCGCUCCCGUGCUCCAGCUGUCACCUGGGGGCUCAUUCCCAAGCGUGAGGCCCCUCGGGCAAGCUUGGCCUCACACGGGUUGCCUCUGAUGCUGCAGCCUGGUCUUGCCCUCCCAGCCCCCAGCUGGGCUGGCUUCAGCAGAAGCCACAAGCUCCCCUUUCCACCCGCAGUGCUUUCCUGCUGUGCCUACCACCAAGCCCACGGGGCCAGCCCUGACAGUGACUGACCAGGGGCUGCUUUUUGGAAUCAGUGAUCUUUACCGCCUUGAGGAUUUGUCAGAGGGCUGUGAACAGGAUGGGGAGAGCAUGGUGGCUGUGUCCCUGAGCACCUCCCAGGCCACAGGGGUCCCACACCCUCACAAGAGACGUGUAAUCCUUGAGGGCAAGAAACCCAGUCUCCAGCAUGGUGCCCAGCACUCUGCAGGUAGGGCUGCUGAAGGAGUUCAGGCAGCAACUAAGACCCCUCCCUCUGCCAUCAACCGCCUUAUCCUCAGCACAAACCGGGGAGCGGCUUAGAUGCCCCGGGCCCAGCAGGUGUCGGCAGUGAGGCCUCACCCAUUCUGCAGAGAAAAGCUGGCGUCUCCCACAGGAAGACUCUGCCCUGUGGUUCACAGUGAGGUGAGCCCAGGGAGGUGGGUGACCUCGUGCCAGAGCUGCGAUGGGGCCCGGGGUCACAAGGAUCAUUGCUGGGGCUGCGUUUGGGGCCAGAGCCACCCUCUUCGUGUGCAGGGCCCGGUGGCACCAGUGCCCCCAUUCUAGAGAGGACACCUUCGGAGGUCCUUGGGCGAGGUAGUCCCCAGCCCAGCAAAGCGAAGCGGCUCCCAGACCCACCCUUGAUGGGCCCCCUAACUCUUCAAGGCCCCAGGCCAGCCCGCGCUGUGCCUCGUUUCCA